AUUCUAAGUACAACAUAUUGCCAUUGUUUGUUCAUUCUAAGUACAACAUAUUGCCAUUGUUUGUUCAUUCUAAGUACAAUAUAUUGUCAUUGUUUGUUCAUUCUAAGUACAAUAUAUUGUCAUUGUUUGUUCAUUCUAAGUCCAAUAUAUUGUCAUUGUUUGUUCAUUCUAUGUACAAUAUAUUGUCAUUGUUUGUUCAUUCUAAGUACAAUAUAUUGUCAUUGUUUGUUCAUUCUAAGUCCAAUAUAUUGUCAUUGUUUGUUCAUUCUAUGUACAAUAUAUUGUCAUUGUUUGUUCAUUCUAAGUACAAUAUAUUGUCAUUGUUUGUUCAUUUUAAGUCCAAUAUAUUGUCAUUGU
Molecule: messenger RNA, 357 nt
Organism: Lottia gigantea (owl limpet)
Lineage: Eukaryota; Metazoa; Mollusca; Gastropoda; Lottiidae
Exons: 1
Source: RefSeq, a predicted model, not a curated record